This is a messenger RNA of Oncorhynchus masou masou (cherry salmon), 5853 nucleotides long. Its product is annotated as rho guanine nucleotide exchange factor 7-like. The record is from RefSeq and is a predicted model, not a curated record. Gene Ontology annotation, molecular function: guanyl-nucleotide exchange factor activity; protein binding. Gene Ontology annotation, cellular component: cytoplasm; lamellipodium. Lineage: Eukaryota; Metazoa; Chordata; Actinopteri; Salmoniformes; Salmonidae. Gene Ontology annotation, biological process: lamellipodium assembly; intracellular signal transduction. Bases 1 to 2610 code for a protein of 869 amino acids. The transcript is spliced from 21 exons.
AUGAAUUCGGCGGAACAGACGGUAACGUGGCUGAUAACGUUGGGGGUCUUGGAGUCACCGAAAAAGAUCAUUUCUGACCCUGAAGGAUUCCUGCAGUCUUCUCUCAAAGAUGGGGUUGUCCUGUGCAAGCUGGUGGAGCGAUUGCGCCCUGGUUCUGUUGAGAAAAUCUUCCAAGAACCAAGGAAUGAUAGUGAGUUCCAGAGCAAUAUAAAGGAGUUUCUGAAAGCCUGCGGGUCCUUCCGAGUGGAGCCGUUUGAGGUCAAUGACCUUCUCCAGGGACUGAACUUCACCAAGGUGCUCAACUCUCUGGUGGCACUGGCCAAAGCCACCGAGGACAUAGGAGUGGGCAGUGACUCUGUGUGUGCGCAUCACUCAUCCUCGUUACGGAUCAAGUCGUUUGACUCUCUGAACACUCAGUCUCCCCGCGGACGCUCCUCCAAGCUCCUCCACAACCAGUACCGCAGCCUGGACAUGUCGGAGAGCGGUGGGCAGCGGGUACUGGUGAGGGCCAAGUUCACCUUCCAGCAGACCAAUGAAGAUGAGCUGUCCUUCAACAAGGGUGACAUGAUCAGUGUGUCGCGCCAGGAAGACGGCGGCUGGUGGGAGGGCUCGUUCAACGGCAAUAAGGGCUGGUUCCCUAGCAACUAUGUCAAGGAGGUCAAAGGCAGCGACAAACCAGUGUCUCCUAAGUCUGGCACCCUCAAAAACCCUGUGAAAGGCUUUGACACACCAGCUGUCAGCAAGACCUACUAUAACCUGGUGCUCCAGAACAUUCUAGAGACCGAGACCGAGUAUUCCAAGGAGCUCCAAAGCCUACUGACCUCAUAUCUGCACUCACUGCAACCCACAGACAAGUUGAGCAGUGCAGAUGUCAGUCACAUCCUGGGGAAUCUGGAGGACAUCUCUACCUUCCAGCUGAUGUUGGUUCAGUCCUACGAAGAAUGUACCAGGAUUCCAGAGAGCCAGCAGAGAGUAGGGGGCUUCUUUCUCAACCUGCUCCCCGAGAUGAAGGCUCUCUACAUGGCCUACUGCUCCAACCACCCCUCGGCUGUCAACGUCCUCACAGAACACAGUGAGGAGCUGGGGGAGUUUAUGGAGGGGAAGGGAGCCAGUAGUCCAGGUAUCCUGACCCUCACCACUGGUCUCAGUAAACCCUUCAUGAGGCUGGACAAAUACCCUACACUGCUGAAGGAACUGGAGAGACACAUGGAGGAGCAUCAUGCUGAUCGACCAGACAUCCAGAAGUGUUUGACCUCCUUCAAAGGCCUCUCUGCUCAGUGUCAGGAGGUGAGGAAACGUAAGGAGCUGGAGCUGCAGAUUCUAACUGAGACGAUCAGACGCUGGGAGGGAGAUGACAUCAGAACCCUGGGCCCUGUCCUGUACAUGUCACACACACUCUGCCACACACAUGGAUCCGAGGAGAAGAGUGAACGCUACCUCCUGCUGUUCCCAAAUGUUCUCCUACUGCUGUCUGCCAGCUCCAGAAUGAGUGGAUUCAUCUACCAGGGUAAGCUGCCAUUGACAGGAAUGCUUAUCUCAAGGAUAGAAGAUUGUGAGAUGGUCAAAAACGCUUUUGAAAUAUCAGGCAGUACGUGUGAGCGGAUGCAGGUAGUGUGUAACAACCAGCAGGAUUUGCAGGAAUGGGUGGAGCAUCUGUCGAGACACACUCAGAUCAGAAACGCCCCCUCCGUGAUCAUGACCACACCCACCGCCAAGCCCCAGUCUGUCCCCUGCCACACGCUCCCCUCCCAUCCCCUGACCCCCACCAGACACUCAGAGAGCAGGGGUGUAUCUGGGGGCCCUGCCUACCACACCCUACCUCACCCCUCCUCCCACGGGGCCCCUCAAACCCCCCCCAUGUGGGGUCCCCUGGAGCCCCCCAGCACCCCCAAACCCUGGAGCCUCAGCUGCCUCCGCCCCGCGCCCCCACUCAAGCCCUCGGCAGCACUCUGCUAUAAAGAGGAUCUGAGUAAAAGUCCUAAGAGUAUGAAGAAGCUGCUGCCUAAACGUAAGCCUGAGAGGAAAGCUUCAGAUGAGGACUUUGCUACCAGGAAGAGUACUGCAGCGCUGGAGGAGGAUGCCCAGAUCCUGAAAGUGAUCGAGGCCUACUGCACCAGCGCCAAAACACGACAGACACUCAACUCAACAUGGCAGGGUACUGAUUUGAUGCAUAACCACGUGCUGGCCGAGCCAGUUGACCGGUCCAGUGUGGACGCUAUAGGUUGCCGUAGCAGCCUGUCCAGAGGGACCGAGCCCUGGUCUGACCUAUCAGAGGACUCGGAUUAUGACAGUAUUUGGACCGCCAGUAGUUACAGGACCUCCUCCGUUUCUCGAUCCAGGGAGAAGUCAGGUCUGCACAUGCUCUUCCCUGAGGAGGAGAAGAUCAUCGUGGAGGAGACCAAGAGCAACGGACAGACUGUCAUCGAGGAGAAGACUCUAGUAGACACGGUGUAUGGGCUGAAGGAUGAAGUGCAGGAGCUGAAACAGGACAACAAGAAGAUGAGGAGAACCCUGGAUGAAGAGCAGAAAGCCAGGAAGGAGCUGGAGAAGAUCCUAAGGAGAGUUCUGAAGAGCAUGAACGACCCCACCUGGGACGAGACCAACCUGUGAGUGCUCAGGUGACAUCGCAUCAACAUGGUUGAGUUCGGGUUCCACCGUGACUGGACCAAAAUUGUUAACCACAAAGCCAUCUGACGUAACAUUGUGGAAGACUGAUCUGUCACUGUUGUAAGAGACUGGGUGUGGUCCAAAGUCAAAACAGCCAAAUAGCGCCCCCGAAUAACUCUGGAAGACUGUUGGCUGCGACAUGGACCUCCGACCUUGAUCUGGGAUUGGAAAGAGGCUGGAACAAUCACACCAGUGGAGAUAAAUCUGACGUCACUGACUCUGUCUCCUUCCGGGCGCUUCUCAAAGGGUGAUUCCUCUCCACCUCUCCCCUUCUGCACUGAUCUGAAAGCAGGUGAAAACAACAUGGGAAUUUUCUGUCACUUGUACAGUACUUUAACAUCCGUGAUGAGGAAAGGAAGUAAGUUCAGACUAUUGAGAUCCAUCCCCUGCACGUAGAGGAAUAGUCUCAGGGAAUCAUUUCUAGAGACAGUGGCUGCAUCUCAAUAGUGGUUUGCUCUUCUCCUCUUUGCUGAUCUGCACUGGUAUGUGCAGUAGGUCCCUAGUGCCUACAAAGGGAUUUCCUUCCACCUGUCCAGUUUUAUGCAGAUGAAAGACGAGGAAAGGUAGCAACGGUAGACUAUUGAGAUGCAACCCAGACUAUAUUUUGACAUGAUGAUUUUGUCACUGCCUCCAUUACCCUGCUGCCAAGCUCCUCAACACCCCCACCCUCUUACCCCACUCUGGAGCAUCUCCCUGCCCAUUCCUCUGAGCCUUGUAGGAACCUAUGGCCAACACACAGAACAGCAUAACCUCUCGCUCAUUCUGCAUGUUUCCAUGGAAACCUUAGCAAUCCAAUACUGGAACGUUUUCAGGUGAUUUUUGUGGCUUUCUGAUGAUGAUGAUUUGAAGUAUUCUGGAUGACCUAUUUCUUGUUUGUUACUGUUAUUUUACCGGAUAAGGGACUUUCUAUUUUAAUGCUUUCCUGAAAACACUGUAUUUCUACUUUUGCUUUUCUACUUCUUUGUCACCUAUGAUUUAUACAGAAACUAACUGUAGCGUCUCAAAUUAAUAUCAUGAAAUGUGCCUUGGGGAAACUAUUCCAUGAUAUUAGCUUACAUCCCUGGCAGGCUCUUCAGUUUAAAAUAAGUCAAAUAUUCCAAUGCAAUAUUGAUUCCAAUUAUGAACACUAAUGUAAACUACUUAUCUAACUAUUUCAGAUUCUAUAUUAUGUCUGUAAUUUAUGUAUUUAAACGAAAUUGACUGAGGAAUGUAUUAUGCCCUCCUCAAGUCUAUUGUUCAGUGAAAACCUCCCUCCCAUAUCCUCUAUUUAUUACCUCUUCGUCUCUCUCACUCUUCUCAACUUGUCUCUGAAUUAAACCAGUAAACUGAAUCUUGUGUGUAUCUGAAUACUUGCGAUGACUGAAGUGUUGUUGUACCCGUCUUAGUUGAAAGCACUGGCUGGAAGUUGCCUCUGAAUAACAGCAUCUGCUUUAAUGACCUAAAUGUGAUGUAGCCUUUGACCUGCAAAGUGCUGUCACUUUUAAAUUGAAAUGUAUCAGACAGUUAUCAUUGGAUACCUGUCAGUGGUAGAUUCAGGUGGAAAUGUACUAAACGGUCCAUGAAUGGUGACAGCGACCACGUUUCCAUGCGCACAGUAGCUCAUAUCCCGCUUAAGGUCUUAUUUGGGAUGAGCUUUUUACAUGCACCUUUUUGAUAUCUCGCUCACGAGUAUCCCUGUAUCCAUGAAUAAACAGAAUAGUUCAAAUGUAAGUUAUAUGGGUAAAGUGGAAUAGUAACUGCCCUCUGACCUGUACAGUAAUACAAUAACUCUGGAAUUAUACAUUUCUUGCAGUGAAAUAUAACAGUUUUGUCUCUGGAACAGAAGUGGAAAAGUAUGAACUCUUUUGGCAUCUCUUGAGAAAAUGUGAAUGUAAGUGUAACAUGUUAUCUUUGACACUGUUAUGCCAGCAGACAGUAUUUCAACCAAGAUCAACUGAAGUCUUAUCAGAAACGUGUUUCAUUGUUUUCUCAGCUUUUCAUUUUCUUAAAACCAGUCAAUCUGAUGACAUUUGGACAUUUCGUACGGGAACAAACCUUCUGUUAUUUUGGAGUUAUUGUGCAUUUUCCUCCCGAUCCCUAAACAGAUCAGACAACUUUACCGAUGUUAACUAGAUUACUAAUGCAUUUAUUCUAAGACAGUAUUCUGGUGAGCACUACUUUAUUUCGUCUUCUGGGGCAACAAGUUAGGACAGAAGAGAAGAUGUGCCUUUUGGAAAGUAUUCAGACCCCUUUGUUACAUUAUAGCCUUAUUAAAAAAGUAUUCAAUUGUUUUUAUUCCCCUCAUCAAUCUACACACACAAUACCCCAUAAUGACAAGCCAAAAACAGUUUUUUGUUGUUAUUGUUACUAAUAUACUGAAAAUAAAAAACAAUCACAUUUAGUAUUCAGACCUUACUUAGUACUUUGUUGAAGCACCGUUGGCAGUGAUUACAGCCUCAGGUCUUGGGUAUGAUGCUACAAGCUUGGCACACCUGUAUUUGGGGAGUUUCUCCCAUUUAUUCUCUGCAGAUCCUCUCAAGCUGUGUCAGGUAGGUUGGGGAGCAAUGCUGCACAUCUAUUUUCAAGUCCGGGCUCUGGCUGGGCCACUCAAGCCAAGCCACUCCUACGUUGUCUUGGCUGUGUGCUUAGGGCUGUUGUCCUGCUGGAAGGUGAACCUUCGCCCCCGUCUGAGGUCCUGAAAGCUCUGGAGCAGGUUUUUGACAAUGAUCUCUAUGUAUUUUGCUCCGUUCUUCUUUGCCUUGAUCUUAACACUGAAAAACAUCCCCACAGCAAGAUGCUGCCAAGCUUGUAGUCAUACCCAAGAAGACUCGAGGCUGUAAUUGCUGCCAAAGGUGGUUUGACGAAGUACUGACGAGUCUGAAUACUUAAGUAAAUGUGAUAUUUAAAGUUAGUGUGUGUGUAGAUUGAAAUUUUAAAAAAUGGAAUAAAGCUGUAAUGUAAAAUGUGGAAAAAGUCAAGAGGUCUGAGUACUAUCCAAAUGCAGUGUAUAUGAAAAUAACCAUUGCCAUUAUUUGGAUCUGUGCCAUUCACUUUGAACUGGACUGUGUUUACAUCAUGAGCAGUCACCAGUAGAUGCAUUUAUUUGUUUUAGAUCAAAGCGAGAGCUGCAUGUAUCCACCUGUGCACAUCAACACAUUUUCGGUCACCUUGUCUGAAGGACAAGUGAAUAAACAAUGUCAAGCCCUG